CUGAGAAAUAUUUUUUCAGUACUAGAUGUAGAUAGGUACCAUGAAGGCAAAAUUUAGUCUACUGGAUUGGUUACAUACUCGAUUUGGAUCGUUUCGGAUUGUUUUUUUGUUUUGGGUAUUUAUUUUGUUGAGUACUUACUUCAGCUGUACUACCAGAACUAAGCAGAUUUUUAGACAACCGAUGAAUUUAUCGUUCUGUACCUAAAAGAAGUGAAUCUUCAAUCUUAGCAACGACAAGAAAGAUGUCCGGUUUGCCUACGCUGUUUGCCUUUGCUCAGCCAAAUGCGGGGGAUGGGUCACCUGCAGCAAAGCGGCUGAAGACGAAUGAGGAGCAAUCUUCGAAAAGUAGUACGUCGAUGCCCUCGCAUCGGCACUCGCAGGGAGGACACGGGAAUGGACACGGGUCAGGGGUGAACAUGAUGCAGCAAGACAAUUUGUCCUCGGACCUGAAGAAUAGAAUCAGUAAUGCGCCAAAUAGUAAUCCCAAUGAUCCGAUGAAGAUGGGACUGGGAGGAGGGCUAGGUGGCGCAACAGGGUCGAGAUUAACCACAGCAUCUACUACAACUGCUGCUGCUGCUCCAUCGAAAUCGAAGAACCAAAAGCAGUGGACGGAAAAGUACCGUCCGAAAUCACUAGACGCUAUUGCGGCUCAGAAGAAGGCUGUAGAACUCUUGAAAGCCUGCUGUCGAGACCAGGAAUUUCCUAGUUUUUUGUUUCACGGACCUCCUGGCGUGGGCAAGACGACAGCGGCACUGGCUUUCUGCCACGAACUGUUCGGGAGUGACAUGGAACGACGUGUUCUGGAACUCAACGCGUCAGACGAACGCGGAAUCGAUGCCGUGAGAAGCAGAGUCAAGACCUUCUCGCAACUCAGUGUAGGCGGACAAAGCAAACACUCGAAACUGCAAAUCAAGGUACUAGGAAUUAUUUUUUUGUUUCAAUUUGCUUGGAGGGCCAGGGUGCAUUCUCUAGGAUCGAAGAUUUGACGUCUCUCUCUUCAAGAAAGAUUCAUCUCGAGUAAAAAUUGUUCUAUUUCUUCUAAUAUUCUGAGCAACCACUUUUUUAUUGAACAAGACCCUCAUCCUCUCACGACGCCAGGUAAUUAUUUUGGACGAGGCAGAUCAGAUGACGAGGGAGGCGCAGAGCGCUUUGCGCCGUAUUAUGGAACAGCAUGUGCGAACAACGCGUUUUAUCAUUCUGUGCAACUAUGUGAGUCGAAUUAUCGAUCCGAUUCAUAGUCGUUGUAUGAAAUUCGAGUUCACUCCGCUGCCCGACGGCGAUCACCGCACCCAUCUUCAAGGCAUUUGCACAGCGGAGAAAAUCUUAUGAAGAAAGCAUUGAUAUCUGGCAUUUCAGCUUGGUGUUUGUACUUUGGGCAAGAUGCUUCUUGAGACAACUCUUCCUCGACGAUAAUCAUUCAUAAGUAAUGUGGUAGUUCUUGUUGGAAGAAGCCGCAGUUUCUCCUGUGACUGAGAACGUGACUAUGAGAAAGGGUUUGCUGCAUUUUUCCGUUGUUGGUAGUAGUUGUUAGUGGGUGUACAACCCAGGUCCUUCUUGACCAUAAGGUGAGGGGAUAAGGAGUUACUUCACAGCCCACUUCCUACUGUUUUCCUUCAUUUGCCGCUUUGGCUCCACUGGACUUGGACGUUUUGCUCUUCCUUGCUGGCGGCGAUUUGCGUAAGAGCACUACAUUAUUGCAGAUGGCGCACAGCGUGUUCGUGAGACCCAAGGUCGUUCUUGCAGAACAAGAGGGCCGUGGAGACCAGAUAGCGAAGCAAGCGCACGCCCUCACAUUAAGGCUUGAUAUAUAAGUAAUUCAUUUCUCCAAUGUCUGCUUCUUAGUUUUUUUCUAGGAUUCUUAGGGAAAAUGAAUCUGGGAAAGUGAACUUUCUAGGAUUUCUCUAGAAUCUGGGAAAAUGAACCAAAGAAGUGAAAGCACUUAGUCAGUAGUGGUCCCUUCUUUACUCCUGGAGUGGGUACAUUCAUUCAUUCAUUCAUUCAUAAAAUAUUUUAAGCUGCUCUAAUCACGGGUGACAAUUUCUAUCAUCUUUACCAACGCGUGCCAGCGGAAACGCUGGGAGGCCUGAUGCAGCUCUGCAUGGAGCGGGAUAACCUCCCAGAACAACGAUUGUGUCAGUACAUCACGAAAAAUUUAGUACAAGGGGGCCACUCGUUUGCGAAAGUGUUGGACGACCUGUUUGACUUCAUCCGACAACGUGGACCUUACGCCAAUGUGGCUGCCGGAAACGGUGCAGCCGCGUCCGUGACCAGUCGUAUACCGCCAAUGAAAGUAGCGUACAUCAGCAGACUUAUUGCCGAUGCAAACGAAGCCGUAAGUCUCUGGCGGGGUUCGGAAGUCGUGCAAAUGAGACACCUGUUUCUCCAGGUUCGCCAAACACUCACAACUCCAGUGCACAUGGAGGUGCCACCGCCACUGCCGGAGGCGCAAGUGGCACAAGCGCUCAAGCGCUAAAGAGAAAGCCUAGGAAGAUCAUGAUUGGCUGGAUCAUAGAGAUUUACUUGUAGUUACGCAAAAAUCUUGCCAGGAAGAGCAGCAAUGCACAUAUAGAUUAUGUGUUGUUUGGCGCUCAUUUUUUCGGGUUCUGGUACGUUGAAAGCUACUUGUGUGGCUCUCUUCGGCAUUGACGAACCCCAGAAGAUUUUUGUAUAACUUGUGAAUAUAUUCCUCUCUUGUAAAAAAAGAUGAUGAAGUAUCCCGUUCCCACAUAAGAUUCCCGCUAACACAUGGUUAAACUGAGUCCCAAGUCUGAAUUUUCAUCUUCUGCUCCUAUUACUUCUACAAUAGAAGACUUCAAGUUCAACUUCUACAGCAGACCUCGAAUGUCUUCCUUGCAAACAGAC
Amoebophrya sp. A25 is the source of this 2862-nucleotide messenger RNA. Lineage: Eukaryota; Dinophyceae; Syndiniales; Amoebophryaceae. The record is from the annotation of a GenBank genome assembly.